AUGGGCUGCCGUAAAAGCUCAUGCCCGAGGCACCACACCCCAAAAGCAGGAACAUUUCCGCCGCGGUGGUUCCCCAGUGCGGAGGAGCCCGGGAAAAAAGGCGGGCAGCCCGCCCGGCCAACAGUAGUCAUCUCGGCGGGGACAUCUGAGCAUGAGACGAUUACCAUCGCUCGCCGUCGCCGCACCCCUCAGCUCAAAGCUAGGCACCUGCUGUCUGCUCCUGCAAAUGCGUCUGAUUUAUCGUCCUCUAAAUUGAUUUUCGAUGUCUGCAGGUCGCCAUCAGACUUGCUCCUUCGUGUUCCUACCACCAACAGCGAACAUCAGCAAGCCGAGCUUUGCGCAACCGCUUUGCGCCCAACCAGAUCAAAGCGAUUGAUGACGGAGAACGGCACCGCGCAGACGGGCACAGUCCCGGUUGAACAGCCACGAAAUGGUACGAUGGAGAAUGCCAAACUGAAUAUGGCGGAAGGCGACUCAUCGAGAAUGGAGUCGGGCUCCAAGAAUACUGCCUCACCACCAGUGAAAGCUGACAAUAACGCUGCGGGCACUCACUCCAGCCCCAAGAAGCGUCGCAAAGUUAAUCAUGCAUGCGUCUACUGUCGACGAUCGUCACUAUACGACCUACUUGCAUAUGACAUGCGAUUCGGUACGACCUUCCUGAUCCAUUUUCUCCAGCUUGCGUCCGUGGGAUGUAUCGCAGGCUUCUAUUUGAGCCACUUGUGUCAUGACGAACCCAGGGAGCCUUCAAAGCGGGCGCGGAGCGAACACGAGCAUUCGACUGCUGAAGAGGAUGGUCAUUCGAACAAUGAGUUUUCAAAUGCUCAAAGCAUGCCUCGAAACGUUGAUGUUCAAGAUGCUGCCGGACAGCAAAUCCUUCCCGAUGGGACUGUCGCCCUGCCUCCUUCGUCUGUCAGUGCUGUGCAGCAUAACACCAUCCCCUCCUCCUCUGCGCAAAACAGCCUAGGCCACAACUCCCAACAACUUCUAGGCUACAACGAAUGGCUCGGAGGCCAAAGCCAAUUUCAGGAUAUGCACACCUUCCACCCGUCCUACAUGUUCAAUGCCCCGGAAGUCACGAAUGAAUACAACCUCCUGGGAGACUUCCUCAGCAGCAGUCUUCUAGAUGACGGGGGGAUGUUUUCGAACGAUAACUUACAAGGGAUAUACUCCGAUCCGACGUUGAUCAAUUCAAUGGCCAAUCUGGAUAAUACGGCUUUACUGCAGCAAGCUCAGCCUUCUCAGCCAACGCAGAGUCAACCACAUCAGAAUGAUUCGGUUCAAGGUCCAAGCUCUACAGUAGUGAACGACAAGGCAAGAGAGACUUAUUAUAUGACUGCGGCGGAUCCGUCAGGGUCAGACCCGCCAGAAGAGCGGAUGAAUAAGCUUCUCAAGGCGAAAUACGAUGCUGGUCUCCUGAAACCUUUCAACUAUGUGAAAGGCUACGCUCGCUUGAACCAGUAUAUGGAGAAGAACAUGAAGCAGUCAUCUCGGCAGAAGAUUUUGCGGCAGCUGGACAAAUUCCGGCCUAAAUUUAGGGAGAGAAUGCAAAGCCUAACUGAUAUCGAGCUGAUCCUCGUGGAAAUGUGGUUCGAACGAAGUCUGAUGGAAUAUGACCGUGUCUUUGCUAGCAUGGCGAUUCCCGCCUGCUGCUGGAGGCGGACGGGAGAGAUCUUCCGCGGCAACAAGGAGAUGGCAGAACUUAUUGGCGUGCCGAUAGAGAGUCUGCGAGAUGGCAAGCUGGCAAUCCACGAGAUCAUUGUAGAGGAUCAGCUCGUGAGCUAUUGGGAGAAAUUCGGUGCUAUUGCAUUCGACAACACUCAGAAGGCAAUGCUCACAAGCUGCACACUAAAGAAUCCGAAUUCGAGUAAUCCAGGGAACGGGAUCCCAUGUUGCUUCUCUUUCACAAUUCGGAGGGACAAUCAUAACAUGUGA
Messenger RNA from Aspergillus fumigatus Af293, 1932 nucleotides. NCBI's taxonomy places the organism in Eukaryota, Fungi, Ascomycota, Eurotiomycetes, Eurotiales, Aspergillaceae. The record is from RefSeq and is a predicted model, not a curated record.